Molecule: messenger RNA, 522 nt
Organism: Parastagonospora nodorum SN15
Lineage: Eukaryota; Fungi; Ascomycota; Dothideomycetes; Pleosporales; Phaeosphaeriaceae
Exons: 2
Coding region: 1-522 (173 amino acids)
Source: RefSeq, a predicted model, not a curated record
AUGUCGUCCCUAUCCGCCUUCAAAGAGCCCGCAACAUACCACCUUCUCAGCUACGGCACCCUCAUCGGCUCCACAAUCUUCCAAUCCUUCAUCGGUGGCGUAACCGCCUACCGCGCCCUGCCCCGCGCGCAAUUCUCCUCCCUCCAGAAAGCCAUAUUCCCACCCUACUUCGUGCUGCAAACCGCGGCCCCAAUCUUCCUCUGGGUGACAUACCCGCGGUCGCUCCUCUCCCCCGCGUCGGCCGAUAAAUCCAAUGCGUGGCUCAUCGGCACCAUGUUUGCUACGGGGCUGUUGAAUUUGGUGUAUGUGGGGCCCGAGACGACGAGGGUUAUGGGGGAGAGGAAACACCAGGAGACGAGGGAUGGGAAGAAGAGUUGGGAUCAGGGGCCGCAUAGUGAAGAGAUGCAGAGACUGAACAAGAAGUUUGGGGUGUUACAUGGGGUUAGCACGUUGGUUAAUUUGGUAGGGUUGGGGGCGAUGGUGUGGUACGGGGCGGUUCUGGGGGAGGGGGUUAGGUUGUAG